AAAGAAAUACCUGAGUCCAUGACAGAAAAAGAUGCAAUGAUGUUUCCAGUGGUUUCUAGUCGAAGUCUGUUUAUGAUUUACAUUAUUUUAAGGGUAUUUUCUGAGGAACACAUAAAUCUAUUAUUGACUUUAUAUUUUUAUGUUCUUGGAGUGGUACUUAUAAGUGAUUUUAUAAGGUAAUGAUCUAUUACAUUAUUUACAAGAUAUUUAAAAUACAAACUAUUGCCACAAUAUAUUUAUUUUUUUUUUACUUAGUACUAAAUUCUAUGCCAUAUUACCAAAAAGUAUACCUAUAAUGAAAUACCAACUGCAGUUGACAAAAGGCACCAGUGAACAUGAUUGGAUUAAUGUAAAAUUUACACUACAUGAUGUGUUAUUCUGUGUAACGUGUGCAACAUUAGGAACGUUUUACAUAAUUAGCAAGCAUUGGAUUGUAAACAAUAUAUUUGGAUUGGCAUUUGCUAAAAAUGGAAUAGAAUUGUUACACUUCAAGACCAUUAAAGUUGGAUGCAUCCUCUUAUGUGGUCUAUUUGUCUAUGAUUUAUUUUGGGUGUUUGGUAGCAACAUUAUGGUUACUGUGGCCAAUUCUUUUGAUGGUCCUGUCAAACUUAUAUUUCCUCAGGAUUUAUUGGAAAAUGGUAUUUUGGCUGCUGAAAACUUUGCUAUUUUAAGCUUAGACGAUAUUAUUAUCCCAGGAAUAUUUAUUGCAUUUAUGUUAAGAUUCGAUCAUAGCUUAAAUCGUAAGACAAAUACAUAUUUCAAUGCGACUAUUUUGGGCUAUUUUUUGGGAUUUCUUACUACUGUAUUUGUCGCGCACAUAUAUAAUGCAGCUCAGUCAGCUUUAUUAUUCUUGGCACCUGCAUGUUUAAUUACUCCUAUGUUGGUGGCUUUUGUAUGUGGAGAUCUGAAAACUUUAUUCAGUUAUGAAGAACAUAAAAUGGAACCAGAAAAUUGAAAUAAUGUAAAGGUCAAUUCUAUUAUUUCUCAUGUUAUAUUAAAUUUAUGUUUUAU
Acyrthosiphon pisum (pea aphid) is the source of this 1011-nucleotide messenger RNA. Its product is annotated as minor histocompatibility antigen H13-like. The transcript is spliced from 6 exons. Bases 296 to 955 code for a protein of 219 amino acids. Gene Ontology annotation, cellular component: cytoplasmic side of endoplasmic reticulum membrane; membrane; lumenal side of endoplasmic reticulum membrane. Gene Ontology annotation, biological process: membrane protein proteolysis. The record is from RefSeq and is a predicted model, not a curated record. Gene Ontology annotation, molecular function: aspartic endopeptidase activity, intramembrane cleaving. NCBI's taxonomy places the organism in Eukaryota, Metazoa, Arthropoda, Insecta, Hemiptera, Aphididae.